Molecule: messenger RNA, 1656 nt
Organism: Equus caballus (horse)
Lineage: Eukaryota; Metazoa; Chordata; Mammalia; Perissodactyla; Equidae
Source: RefSeq, a predicted model, not a curated record
UGUGGCUGGGGAUUGGAUCUGAACUACUGAUUCCCAGGUCCAUUUAGAAGAGAGGACAUAGAUAAACAAAAUUGGAAUUGCGCUAGGGAGCUGGAACCCUGAUAGGAAGGCCUUGUUUGACAUAUCUAUAUGCUGACUCAUGAGCACUCUCUGUUCCUCAGCAUCCUUUAUCUGUAAUAUGAAACACAUAGCCUGUCCUGCUAUAUACAAUACACUAGCGUAUUUGUACGAACAGCAAGUAGAUAAUUCUCAUGCUCCUUAGUAUUUUUAAUGAUUUUGAAAAUGCACUUCUUUCAAGGCCCAUGACAAAAUAAUUUUCUCUUUCUUUUCUUUUCUCUCCUCAGAAACAUGGAUUCCAACGUCUUCCAGAAUCAAUUUACUUGCUCCAUGUGCAUGAAUUAUUUCAUAGACCCAGUCACUAUAGGCUGUGGCCACAGCUUUUGUAUGCCUUGUCUCUGUAUCUGCUGGGAGGGAGCCCAACAUCCUCCUCGCUGCCCCGUGUGCAGGGAAAUAUCACAUCAAACGAAUUUUAAAACCAAUAUUAUUUUGAGGACACAGGUAUUCCUUGCCAGACGGGCAAGACCAUACCAGUUCCUGAGCUCUGCAGAACAGAUGUGUGAGAUACACCUGAAAACAAAGAACUUCUUCUGUGAGGUUAUCAAGGACUUUCUCUGUCUGCUCUGCUGUAAAUCUAAGGAGCAUGUGGCUCAUAGACAUUGUUCCAUUGAUUGGAUUGCUGAGGAAUACCGGCAAGAGCUCCUGAAACAAAUGAGGUUUGUGUGGGAAAAGACACAAGAAAAUCAGAGAAAUCGAAACAGAGAAAUCAGGAAAAUCAGAACAUGGGAGGGUUAUGUGACUCUACGGAGGAAGAUGAUCCGGACUGAAUAUCAGAAGGUGUGUCAAUUGCUCUACAAGGAAGAGAAACAUCACUUGGAGAGAAUAGAAAAGGAAAGCAGAGAGAUUUUGCAACAACUCAAGGAAAGUGAAGACAGUAUGGACCUAAAGGGGAAACUCCUAAGAGGAAUGUAUGAGGAGCUCAAGGAAAUGUGCCAUAAACCAGACAUGGAACUGCUGCGGCAUUUUGAAAACAUAUUGAAAAGGAGUGAGUCAGUGCAGCUGCACAUGCCCCAACCUGUGGACUCACAGCUCAGUUCAUGGCCCAUCACUGGACUGAUAGACAGGCUCAACCGAUCCCAAGGUAACAGGCAACUUUUUGGUGGUACAGCUGCAAAUUCUCCUCUCUUAAGCCUGCUCCCGCUCCUGCAUGAAGACCCAGUGGGCUCUUCUACUCUGUGCAUCUUCGGGGAACGCACAGAGGGAGGCCCCGCACAGCCCAGGGGUCACUGGUGGAGAGCGGGCAGGAGGGAGCAGCAGGGUGGUCCUAAAGCUUCUCUCCUUCCCAGUUUUACACUCAGUGUCUGCAGCCCUCUCCCUCAACGCCUGCAGUCCCAGGGGACCCAGCUGGGCUUGGCUCCUGGACUGAGUGGGCAGAGUGACUUGGUGACAUUGCUGCCCAGAAGAGCUCUGGAACCUCUGUGCUUGACUGAAAGAGCAGCUGCAGGCAAGGAGAGGGGAGGGUGGGAGCCGUCUGUGGUGGAAACGGAGGCAUCUGCAUUUCUUGUGGUGUUUGCCCAGCGCUGGUCCUUCUCAAUGUGA